CCUCCACACACUUGCACCGAUUCUCACACUCGCUGGUCAGUGUAGCGGUCAGCCAUGCGGACGAUACGAUGUCCCCGUUUCCUCCUCCGCCUCUUCAUCCUGAACUUCAUCACCACCUGUACGCGAGCACAAUCAGAACAUCUUUCCCCAGAGUUCAUUCUCAGAGGUGUCACACUUUCCGUCAAACCUGCGAACGAGCUGGAGAGGGGAUCGGAGCUGAAACUCAUCUGUACCGCCAACGUCAGCUACUUUGGCAGCAAUUCACCCCUCCUCCGAUUCAGCUUCUUUAAAGAGUUCAACAAGCUCAACAGUGUGUACAUAUUACAGACCAACACCAGUAACCAAGUCGAGUACAACGUCACCAAAGCCCGGGCCUCCCACACGGGCAGGUACCAGUGUGAUGUCACAGCGAAAGACCAAUAUCGGGACAGUUCCCCUCAGAUGAUUACAGUUAAAGGGAUCCAAACUCCAGAGCUGAUUGUGGAUAAGCAUGCUGUGACUCAAGGUGAUGAAGUGAGUAUCACCUGUAGUGCGAAAGAAGAAUCCGGUGUGCUGACUUUCGUCAUUCGAGACGGCUCGAAUAUCAUCUACCAAGAAGCAAGCUACACUGCUAAGAUGCAGAAGAAUCACUCCCUCAAGUCUCCCGGCUUGUCCAAGCUGUCCUGCUCAUAUUUUAUUAAUCUAGGAAGUGAUAUACUUUAUUCAAACGUCAGCAACGUGGUCAGUGUGGUUGUGAACGAACUGGACUUAACGCCAACUAUCACAGUCCUCCCCUCAACAGAAGUCAUCGAGGGAGACACCGUGAACAUCAUAUGUGAUGUGGAAGGGAACUACCAAAGCUCACCUCGUCUCACACUAUCCAAAGGAUCGCGUCUCUUCCAGAUCUCUGAUAGAAAAAAGGAGUACAAGGCUGUCGUCACGGCAGCCGAUUCUGGGAGAUACGAGUGCAGUGUCAUGGUGAACAAUGUAGAAAAAACUGCUAACGCAAAUCUUACUGUCAAAGAGCUCUUUUCCAAACCGGUGCUGACCCUGACCCCGUCCGAGGUGUUCGAGAGGCAGCAGUUUACCGUUACCUGCACAAGCUCUGAUUUUGCAUCAGAGAGAAUUGGAUCUCAUGAUGUGAAGUACACUAUCUACAGGUACAACCAGGCGCUUAGCUCAACCGAUGGCACGUACAGGGACACGGCGAGCACUGAAACCAAUGGAAAUUACACGUGUACCGCUCAAGUGAACGAUACCAUCAAAUGGAGCCAUCUCAUGAUCUUCACAGCAAAAGUUCUCGUCUCCAGACCCAACAUCACUGUGCUCCAUGACGUGAUCCUGGGUCAAUUAUUUCAGAUCGAGUGCUACUCGGACAGCGGGAGUUUCCCCAUCACUUACACGCUGAAGCGGAACCACAGUAGGCUGAGCAUUAUCACAGUAUCAAGGCCAUCUCAGAAAGCCAUCUUUAACAUCAGCAUACGGUUCGAAAAAGAAAUCAAUGAGUUCACAUGUGAAGCCCAGAACAACGGCAACGAUUCAGUUCAGAUGAGUGGCGCUCUUUCCGCUCAGGUUAUAGUUCCUGUAGAGAAGCCGAACCUGAUGACGAUCCCUGAGGCUGACAACGUCGUUGAAGCUGAAGAGGUCAAGUUCGUGUGCAGUGUUAGGAAAGGAUCUCUACCCAUCACCUUUAAAUGGUACCAUGAUGAUAACCACCGUCCUGUUCACACUGUUACGGAGAAAAAAGACCACGCCACGUACAGCCUUCCCUCGGCGAGCAGCAUGCACAGUGGCACGUAUUACUGCGAAGCUUUAAACCAGGGAGUGGAAAAAGUGGAAAAGAGCAACCACAUCGUAGUCACAGUGAGGAUGGCCAAUUGGAAGAAAGGCCUGAUCAUCGGCGUGUGUCUGCUGGUCGUGACUGGACUCGUCCUCGCCUUCCUGUUACGCCACAGGGCUAAGCGAGACGGAGCACCCCACUUUCACACCAAAUGGACGAGAUCGACUGAGGGAAGUCAAGAUGAUCUCACAUCACUUCCUGUUGGCACAAAUAACAGGAUCACCUGCAGGAGCUUGUAAACAUGGACCACAAAGAGGGGAAAAUGCAAAACGCAUCUGAUUUUUUUUUCCAUGAUCAGCAUUUAACAGAAAAUAAAGAUGGAAAUUACGUAAGAAAGGAAGAUGAAUACGAUCUCCACUACAUUUCUAAAGCGACUGAAACCUUUUGGUUUUCUCUCAACGACGUGUUUUAAAGAAGAAUUUUUCCCUUAUUGUUUUAUGAUGUUUUUCCAGCUUUUCACCACUUACUUCUUUGUACAGCUUCCAAAUAUGGAAAUAAUAACUUAAGAAGUCAUUUGAAAUCCAGUAUGGCACGCAUUCAAACAGAAAUUCAUAGCUAAUUUAUGCUAAUUAAUGUUCUGUCUUCAUUUACAGGCACAUCAUUCUUUUAUAUUGCACUUGUCUUCUUGUUUACAUAUUUGUUCAUCUUUCUUGUAAAGUAGGUGAACUGAAGUUUUUUUUGUGGUUUGUAGGUUAGUCAUCAACACACACGUGUAUAAAAUACCAUAAAUGUACCAUAAGAAUAUCACAUUAAUAAUAAUAUAAUAAAUAAAUAAUGCCUUAUUUUGGAAA
Neoarius graeffei (lesser salmon catfish) is the source of this 2610-nucleotide messenger RNA. RefSeq names its product platelet and endothelial cell adhesion molecule 1b (gene pecam1b). The transcript has 10 exons. The record is from RefSeq and is a predicted model, not a curated record. Lineage: Eukaryota; Metazoa; Chordata; Actinopteri; Siluriformes; Ariidae. Bases 55 to 2058 code for a protein of 667 amino acids. Gene Ontology annotation, biological process: cell surface receptor signaling pathway. Gene Ontology annotation, molecular function: transmembrane signaling receptor activity.